UCUCUCUCUCUCUCUCUCUCUCUCUCUCUCUACUUUGCUUUUCUCAUUCACAUCUGUAUUCAUUAAUCAAUCGUCAUCACCAACAGCAACCCUCAAACCAAAUGGCGCAAGUUAGCGAGCUCCCCUGCGACGGCGAGGGCGUGUGCAUGGUCUGCAAGCAGAAGCCGGCGGAGGCGGAGGUCCUCGCGUGCAAGACGUGCGUCACGCCGUGGCACGUCGCGUGCCUCACCUCCGCGCGGCCGCAAACCCUAGCGGACACGGCGCACUGGGAGUGCCCCGACUGCUCCGAUCUCUCCUGCGCCGCGCCGGCCGUCUCCGGGGGCGGGCUGGUGGAGAAGAUCCGCGCGAUCGAGGCCGAUGCGUCGCUCACGGACCUGGAGAAGGCGAGGAGGCGGCAGGAGCUGCUCGGGGGGGCGAAGGAGGGCGAGGAGGCGGAGGGGAAGGGGAAGGAGACGGACGGGGACGGCGCUGGCAGUGUUUUGGGGAUUUUGGGGGACCAGUUCAACUGCUCCAUUUGCAUGCAGCUUCUAGAUCGACCUGUUUCGACACCAUGCGGUCACAACUUCUGCUUGAAAUGCUUUCAAAAAUGGACUGGGCAACAACGCAUGAAGACUUGUGCUAUUUGUCGGAAGAUGAUUCCUGUCAAGAUGGCAAAGGAGCCUCGAAUCAACUCUGCCAUUGUUAUGGCAAUCAGAAUGGCUAAAGCUUCCCAGUCUAACAUCUCUGUAGGCCCUGCAAAGAUAUCCCAUUUUAUCCACAACCAGGAUCGCCCCGACAAAGCAUUUACCACAGAGCGAGCGAAAAAAACCGGAAAGGCUAAUGCAUGCAGUGGGAAGAUUUUUGUCACAAUCCCUUCAGAUUUUCUUGGUCCAAUUACACCAGAGUAUGACCCGACAAGGGGCUUAGGUGUUAUGGUUGGAGAAACAUGGGAAGAUAGGAUGGAAUGCAGGCAGUGGGGCGCUCACUUCCCCCAUGUUGCAGGUAUUGGGGGCCAGUCUAAUCAUGGGGCCCAGUCGGUUGCACUCUCGGGUGGCUAUGAAGAUGAUGAGGAUCAUGGAGAAUGGUUUCUCUACACGGGGAGUGGUGGACGUGAUCUUACUGGGAAUAAACGGACGAAUAAGAAGCAGUCGUUUGACCAGAGCUUUAAAAGCUCCAACGAAGCUUUAAGAGUCAGUUGCCGUGAGGGCUAUCCCGUACGAGUUGUGAGGUCCCAUAAAGAAAAGCGGUCUUCUUAUGCACCAGAGGGGGGUGUACGCUAUGAUGGGGUUUACAGGAUUGAGAAGUGCUGGCGCAAGGCUGGCCAACAAGGAUUUGUGGUCUGCCGAUAUCUGUUUGUUCGUUGUGAUAAUGAUCCAGCACCGUGGACCAUUGACACCCACGGAGAUCGUCCAAGACCCUUACCUUCAAUUCCUGAGUUGAAGCAAGCUAAGGAUAUUACUGAAAGGAAAAAGAGUCCUGCCUGGGAUUUUGAUGAGCAAAAGGGUGUCUGGACUUGGACAAGACCUCAACCGCCCAGUCAAAAAACACUUGUUGACGGUGAUAAAGUAAAGAUCACCAAGAGAAAAAACCGAAGUGGGACUGGGUCUGUUAAGGAAAAGCUUUUGAAAGAAUUUAGUUGCCUCAUCUGUCGGAAAGUGAUGGUUCAGCCACUCACCACUCCCUGUGCUCAUAACUUCUGUAAGGUGUGCUUAGAGGGUGCCUUUGCUGGCCAAUCUCACGUCAAAGAGAGAAAAAAUGGAGGGAGGACACUUCGUGCACAAAAAAAUGUCAUGAAAUGCCCAUCUUGCCCACAAGAUAUUUCCGAGUUCCUCCAAAAUCCUCAGGUCAACAGGGAGUUGAUGAACGUUGUUGAAACGCUACAGAACCAGUUGGAGGAGGAGAACUCGAAGGCUAAGGAGACCGAGGAUGCCCAAAGCUUGAGUUCAAGUGAGAAUGCUGAUGGAGAGGGCUCGGAAGUGGAAAUGCGAGAAGAUGCUGACAGCAUCGAUGAAGAUGCUAUUAGUGUUUCUAAGCGAAGGAAGCUUAGCAAUGAUGGUGCUGAAGCGGGAGAAGCAGAUGGGGCGAAAGAUGAUGAGGCGGGAAAACCAGGUAUGCUUGCUGAUGGAGAAGAGAGCACAGAAGUGAAUGUGCAAGAAAGUGCAGACAGCAUGGACGAAACACCAGACUUUGUUGCUGAAAACAAAGAGAACUGCGAUGUGAAUGCUGAAAGCAUGAAAGGGGACAAGGCUGAGAAGCCUUCAAAUGACUCAAUAGCUGUUCCUGCUUCUCCGCAAAAGAAACCUGAUGCAGGAGUCCCAGAACCCUGUGAGCCAGCAAAGCGUGGGCGUGGUAGGCCUAAGAAAGCCUCCAUGCAGAACAAUUCCGGAGCGAAUUAGUCUAGGAGCAGGCAAGGAGCAUAGAGAGGUUUCAGAUGAUGCUGGUACCUCUGCCGUCUCUUCUCCUUAUAUUUUGCCAUAGGCGCCCCAAUGUGGGAAACUCUGGGCCUAUUUUUGAUAUACUAUUAUUUACUAGAGGUGUGGUAUAAACAACAUUUUUUGUGAUUUCAUGGGUAGAGUUUUUCUCUUGGUAUAAUUUCAAGAGAGGUUUUGUAACUGUGGAUGUGAUGGUGUUUACCAUCUAUAUUCCAUGUUAAGCUUUUAACCCUUUCAAA
Messenger RNA from Salvia splendens (bonfire salvia), 2650 nucleotides. Its product is annotated as E3 ubiquitin-protein ligase ORTHRUS 2. The record is from RefSeq and is a predicted model, not a curated record. The transcript has 9 exons. Gene Ontology annotation, biological process: protein ubiquitination; negative regulation of gene expression via chromosomal CpG island methylation. The coding region runs from base 102 to 2375 and encodes 757 amino acids. Lineage: Eukaryota; Viridiplantae; Streptophyta; Magnoliopsida; Lamiales; Lamiaceae. Gene Ontology annotation, molecular function: ubiquitin protein ligase activity.